This is a messenger RNA of Sclerotinia borealis F-4128, 399 nucleotides long. The record is from the annotation of a GenBank genome assembly. Lineage: Eukaryota; Fungi; Ascomycota; Leotiomycetes; Helotiales; Sclerotiniaceae.
AUGUCUUUCAAUGGGGUAGAUGAUACCAAGGAUGCGAUUACCGCCGGCCAACUGGCAGACUUGACACUGAACGACAACACGGACACAAAUUGGUUCAGUGACAUGGCAGCUUUCGGAGUUCGCAUAUGUAAGAUGGCAUCCAAGAAUACGAGCUUGUUUAGGUGCUUGUUUUACAAGAAAUGGGGCAUGCUACGCAUGGGUACGGGGACUGUGGCCAGAGGACUCAGAGAAAGAAGGCCAGAGAGGGUAAUGAGUCAAGAACAAAAGUUGUGGCCAGGCGGUGGGAAGUGGAUAGUGAAGAAGAGGAGCCCAUUGAGGGCAGUUAUGAUGGCAUGGGAAGUGACUGAAGAAAAGAAUGGAGGGCAGUGGAUUCCAUCGCCAGCAAUCGCAGUGGGAUGA